AUGUUUAUAUUUUUUCAAAGGAAUAUAAAAAUAAGUUUAUGGAAAACUUUACCAAUCAGCAAUAUGAAAAAAUUAGAAGAAAAAUUGAGAGUUUCAGGAACAUCGACAUCUCAAUAUUAUUUUUCUUUAUUCUAUCGCACUACUGAAAUUUUACCAGCUGCAGUCAGACAGUGGUAUACCUCACUUCCGCGAUCAGCUGCUGUGCCUUUUAGGAAGUCAGCCGAUUUUUUUUUAAAUCUUAGUAAAUUUAUCUUUCGACCAUUUCUAGUUAGUCUGGCUUUUCUUGGCGGUGCAAGACAGAUUCAUGCGGAGUAUGAACUGGAUGAUGUAAAAAUGCGGUUAAAAAUAGAAUUUCCUAGUGAUUACCCUCUUAGUGUGCCCAGAAUUGAUUGUGAAAAUGUUAUCGAUCGUCGUGAUACCAAAAGAAAAUGGCUUAUGCAGUUGACAAUUUUUUUAUCGCACCAAAAUGGUACGAUUGCGGAGGCUCUAAAAAUGUGGCUAAUUAAUAUUGAGAAACGUCUAGCGGGCGUUGAAGAUUGUAUGAUAUGUAUGGUAACUAUACAUGCUGCGACUUAUGAAUUGCCUCGCGUUCGUUGUAAGCAGUGCAAAAAACGGUUCCAUUACAGCUGUAUACAUAAAUGGUUCGAUACGAGUGGCCGAACUAGCUGUCCUCUUUGUCGAGCCGAUUUUAUCACAAAACCGUUUAAUAAAGUAUAUGAAACGUGA
This is a messenger RNA of Dracunculus medinensis (Guinea worm), 726 nucleotides long. NCBI's taxonomy places the organism in Eukaryota, Metazoa, Nematoda, Chromadorea, Rhabditida, Dracunculidae. The record is from the annotation of a GenBank genome assembly.